CGCGGCCGCGAGGGAGGCGCACCGGCGGCGAAAAGGCGCGCGUCCUGUCUCGACUCCUCGCUUCUUCCUACUGCGUCGGGGCCUCUCGAAUUCGGCUAGUUAUUGUGUCUCUGGCUCGGCGCCCGAGUUCGUGUCUCGGGCUGCUCUCCCCGCCCCGGACAGCGUUCCAUUCUUCUCCGCCCGAGCACGCUGAGCGCGCCAGCCUCGGCCACAGCCAAGCCCCGCGGCCACCCUGGGCUUCCCGCGAGGUUUCUCCCCUCCCGCCGACCGAGCGAUCGACAGGGCUGUGGUCCCCCUCCCCUCCCUUCCCUCCCUCCCUCCCAUCCCCCCCUCCCCGAGACCCACCGGACCCCGAAGCCAGGGUGGCACUUCCCAGGUCUCCUCAGUCCUGACCCCCGGCAUCAUGCAUCGGACCACACGGAUUAAAAUCACGGAGCUGAACCCUCACCUCAUGUGUGCCCUCUGUGGGGGCUAUUUCAUCGAUGCCACCACCAUUGUGGAAUGCUUACAUUCCUUCUGCAAAACCUGCAUCGUGCGCUACUUGGAGACCAACAAAUACUGCCCCAUGUGUGAUGUCCAGGUCCAUAAAACCCGACCACUGCUGAGCAUCAGAUCAGACAAAACCCUCCAGGACAUUGUCUACAAGUUGGUGCCUGGGCUUUUUAAAGAUGAGAUGAAACGGCGACGGGACUUCUAUGCAGCAUACCCCCUGACAGAGGUCCCCAACGGCUCCAACGAGGACCGAGGCGAGGUCCUGGAACAGGAGAAGGGGGCUCUGGGUGACGACGAGAUUGUCAGUCUUUCCAUUGAGUUCUACGAAGGCGUCAGGGACCGAGAGGAAAAGAAGAACCUCAUGGAGAAUGGGGAUGGGGACAAGGAGAAGACAGGAGUGCGAUUCCUGCGAUGCCCAGCAGCCAUGACCGUCAUGCACCUUGCAAAGUUCCUCCGCAACAAAAUGGAUGUGCCUAGCAAGUACAAGGUGGAGAUCCUUUAUGAAGAUGAGCCCCUGAAGGAAUACUACACCUUAAUGGACAUUGCAUACAUCUACCCCUGGCGGAGGAAUGGGCCUCUCCCCCUCAAGUACCGUGUCCAGCCAGCCUGCAAGCGGCUCACCCUGCCCACAGUGCCAACUCCCUCAGAAGGCACCAAUACCAGCGGGGCGUCAGAGUGUGAGUCAGUCAGCGACAAGGCUCCCAGCCCUGCCACCCUUCCGGCCACCUCCUCCUCCUUGCCCAGCCCUGCGACCCCAUCCCAUGGCUCUCCCAGCUCCCAUGGCCCCCCAGCCACCCAUCCUACCUCCCCCACUCCACCUUCAACUGCCGCUGGGACCACCACAGCUACCAAUGGGGGCACUUCGAACUGCCUGCAAACGCCAUCCACCACCAGCAGGGGGCGCAAGAUGACUGUUAAUGGCGCUCCUUGCCCCCCUUGAGGAAAGGGACCCUCUCCUUCCUCAGCCGUCAUUUUCCUCCUUUUUACUUUUUCUGGGCUCCCUUUUCCACUUUUGACUUUCCCUGGUUCCUCCCAUCUUCAGAGUGGGAGGUGGGUUUUAUAAAUAAAUCUAUCUAUCUAUAUAUAAAUAUAUAUAUGUACAUAGGAAAAACCAAAUAUACAUACUUAUUUUCUAUGGACCAACCAGAUUAAUUUAAAUGCCACAGGAAACAAACUCGUGUGUGUGUGUGUGUGUGUGUGUGUGUGUGUGUGUGUGUGUAGGUGGAUGGGUGGGGUGUCCAGGUCUAGGGGUCAUUGUAGUUCACUCUGCUCUUCUGGGGGGUACCUGGUGGUCUUAGGGGCCAUUGGAUGUAUUAACAUCCCUCCUUGUGUCCCUUCUGCUUUCCAAGGUAGAGGGUACAUUGGGUCCCCUAGCCUUAGCUGACUAGGGGGGUCCAUCUUGGCUGUUCCCCACCCCUUCCAAGCCCCGUUGUUGAAUGUUCAGAGUUGUCGAGACAGUGCCUUUUACAAGCGCAGUCUGUCCUCUGGCAGUGGGGAUCAAGUGGCUGUGGAGAAGGCAUCCCCUCGCCUCUUCAAGACAGUGGAAACCUUGUGCAAAGAAUUCCUAGUUCUGUGCCCCCUCCCACCCGCACCCGCACCCUCCUGUGGGAGAUCCUGGCCCUGGAAAGUCUAUGUGUGACUUUGGCAUUGUGAACACUUCAUUUUCCCCUGCCCUACCCUGACCCAGGAACCCAAUCUAGCAAGACUGGAGGUGACACUCACUGGGGGCCCAGAGUAGAGAGGGUUUUGAGGUGGGUAACCCCAGACAAGCACAGACUCCAGUUCUGCCAAAAGCCAACCGCCCUCUAGUCCAUGUCCUCAUCCCCAGCUGAGGCCAGGCAGGGAUAGGACAGAGGCAUCUAGAAGCACAAGAAAAUAAAUAAAAAAAAAAAAAUGAGCUGACCCCAACUUGACUUGGUGAGCCACCUAUGAGGGGCAGACCUCGCUCACCUGGCUUUCCUCAAGUGUACAUAGACCUGGGGGGAGGGGGGAGGAGGACAGGGUAUUGGCUUAGUGUGUGAGGUUCUGAGCCCAUGGGUCUGUUGGCACCAUGUCCUGAGUCUGAGGUUCUGACUGUACCCUCCUGUCCUGGGUCAUUUGUAUCUUGGCUUUGUAAUAAAUGCUGUGUACUCUUGA
This is a messenger RNA of Mastomys coucha (southern multimammate mouse), 2628 nucleotides long. RefSeq names its product polycomb group ring finger 2 (gene Pcgf2). Gene Ontology annotation, molecular function: promoter-specific chromatin binding. Gene Ontology annotation, biological process: negative regulation of transcription by RNA polymerase II. The transcript is spliced from 11 exons. The record is from RefSeq and is a predicted model, not a curated record. Gene Ontology annotation, cellular component: PRC1 complex. Lineage: Eukaryota; Metazoa; Chordata; Mammalia; Rodentia; Muridae. Bases 404 to 1432 code for a protein of 342 amino acids.